Acomys russatus (golden spiny mouse) is the source of this 6324-nucleotide messenger RNA. It is a transcript of the gene Ralgapb, whose product is annotated as Ral GTPase activating protein non-catalytic subunit beta. The coding region runs from base 283 to 4806 and encodes 1507 amino acids. The record is from RefSeq and is a predicted model, not a curated record. The transcript has 31 exons. Gene Ontology annotation, molecular function: GTPase activator activity. Lineage: Eukaryota; Metazoa; Chordata; Mammalia; Rodentia; Muridae. Gene Ontology annotation, biological process: regulation of small GTPase mediated signal transduction; activation of GTPase activity.
UAUUUGACGCCACCGCCCCUGGCAGUCGGAAGUUGCUUGAACGGAGCCCAGCCGGCCGGCCAAGCAACCGGUCUUCGUCCUCCCCUGGGCGCCCUGUGAGAGUCACCGACGGGUGGACGGACUGAUCGCCGGAGGAGGGCCGGCCUGGACAGUGGCAACGCGGGCCCAAUGGCGCGGGUCGCGUGAGGCGGCAGGCCGAGUGCGGCCCGCGGUGCGCCCGCCCAGCGAUGCGGGCCCCGCCCGUCGCCUCAGGUGCCAUUUGGAUAGUACGUUAGCGGCACAAUGUACUCUGAGUGGCGAUCACUGCAUUUGGUGAUUCAAAAUGAUCAAGGCCACACCAGUGUGCUACACAGCUAUCCAGAGAAUGUUGGGCGAGAAGUGGCAAAUGCAGUAGUCCGUCCCCUUGGGCAGGCAUUAGGUACCUCUUCAGUGGCUGGUAAUGAGAGUUUGUUAAAAACUGACAAAGAAGUAAAAUGGACCAUGGAAGUAAUUUGCUAUGGAUUGACCCUUCCAUUGGAUGGAGAGACUGUAAAAUAUUGUGUUGAUGUAUAUACAGAUUGGAUUAUGGCUUUGGUGUUGCCGAAAGAUUCUAUUCCAUUACCAGUUAUUAAAGAGCCUAAUCUAUAUGUUCAAAGUAUAUUAAAACACCUACAAAAUCUUUUUGUUCCAAGACAGGAACAGGGCUCCAGUCAGAUCCGACUAUGCUUACAGGUUCUGAGAGCUAUUCAGAAACUGGCCCAUGAGUCAUCCAUCAUGGCUCGAGAAACCUGGGAAGUCUUACUAUUGUUUCUUCUGCAAAUUAAUGACAUACUUCUGGCCCCACCAACUGUUCAAGGUGGCAUUGCUGAGAAUCUAGCAGAGAAGUUGAUUGGUGUUCUCUUUGAAGUUUGGUUACUAGCUUGCACCCGGUGCUUCCCAACACCUCCUUAUUGGAAGACAGCCAAGGAGAUGGUGGCUAACUGGAGACACCACCCUGCAGUGGUGGAGCAGUGGAGCAAGGUCAUCUGUGCACUCACUUCCAGAUUGCUCCGCUUUACGUAUGGUCCUUCAUUUCCCCCGUUUAAAGUUCCUGAUGAAGAUGCCAAUCUGAUCCCUCCAGAAAUGGACAAUGAGUGUGUUGCACAAACAUGGUUUCGAUUUUUACACAUGCUAAGUAAUCCUGUGGAUCUGAGUAACCCAGCCAUUAUAAGCUCAACCCCCAAGUUUCAGGAACAGUUCCUGAAUGUGAGCGGGAUGCCACAGGAGCUGAGCCAGUACCCCUGCCUUAAACAUCUGCCUCAGAUAUUCUUCCGUGCCAUGCGUGGAAUCAGCUGUUUGGUGGAUGCGUUCUUAGGCAUUUCUCGACCCCGAUCAGACAGUGCUCCCCCAACACCCGUGAAUAGAUUAAGUAUGCCUCAGAGUGCUGCUGUGAACACCACACCCCCACAUAACCGGAGGCACCGGGCUGUUACUGUGAACAAGGCUACAAUGAAGACAAGUACAGUUACUACUGCUCACACUUCAAAAGUCCAGCACCAGGCAUCCUCCACUUCUCCUCUGUCAAGUCCAAAUCAGACUAGUUCAGAACCCAGACCGCUGCCUGCCCCUCGGAGACCAAAGGUUAACAGCAUCUUGAAUCUCUUUGGAUCGUGGUUAUUCGAUGCAGCAUUUGUUCACUGUAAACUCCAUAAUGGGAUAAACAGAGACAGCAGCAUGACUGCAUCUUUUAUCCAAAUUCUUCUUUCUUAUAAAUCUUCCAUUGCAACACAAGCUAGCAUGGAGUUUCGGCGGAAAGGGUCCCAAAUGUCAACAGACACCAUGGUUUCCAAUCCUGUGUUUGAUGCAAGUGAAUUUCCUGAUAACUAUGAAGCAGGAAGAGCUGAGGCUUGUGGGACAUUAUGUAGAAUUUUUUGUAGCAAGAAGACUGGAGAAGAGAUUCUGCCAGCCUAUUUAUCCAGAUUUUACAUGCUUUUAAUUCAAGGUUUGCAGAUAAAUGAUUAUAUGUGCCAUCCUGUCUUGGCCAGCGUUAUUCUAAACUCCCCUCCUUUGUUCUGCUGUGACUUGAAAGGGAUUGAUGUUGUGGUUCCUUACUUUAUUUCAGCUCUUGAAACCAUUUUGCCUGACAGAGAACUCUCAAAAUUCAAAAGCUAUGUAAAUCCAACAGAGUUGAGAAGAUCAUCCAUUAAUAUCCUGCUUUCUUUGCUGCCUCUCCCUCAUCAUUUCGGCACUGUCAGAUCUGAGGUGGUCCUAGAAGGAAAGUUUAGUAAUGAUGACAGCUCUUCUUAUGAUAAACCAAUAACUUUUCUGUCCCUGAAGUUGAGACUUGUGAAUAUACUAAUAGGUGCCUUGCAAACGGAAACGGACCCUAACAACACCCAAAUGAUUCUAGGGGCUAUGUUAAAUAUUGUUCAAGAUUCUGCACUUUUAGAAGCCAUUGGUUGCCAAAUGGAGAUGGGUGGUGGAGAAAAUAACCUGAAGAGUCAUAGUCGCACUAACAGUGGCAUUAGUUCAGCAAGUGGAGGAAGCACAGAACCUACAACGCCUGAUAGCGAGAGACCUGCUCAAGCUCUCCUAAGGGAUUAUGCUCUUAAUACAGAUUCAGCUGCUGGGCUCCUGAUUCGCAGCAUUCAUCUCGUCACCCAAAGACUCAACUCCCAGUGGCGACAAGAUAUGAGCAUAUCCCUGGCGGCUCUAGAACUCCUCUCUGGCCUAGCAAAGGUGAAGGUGAUGGUUGACUCAGGAGACCGGAAGCGUGCCAUCAGUUCUGUGUGUAGUUAUAUUGUAUACCAGUGCAGUCGGCCAGCUCCUCUUCACUCCCGGGAUCUGCACUCCAUGAUAGUGGCAGCUUUUCAGUGUCUCUGUGUCUGGCUGACAGAGCACCCUGAUAUGCUGGAUGAAAAGGAUUGCCUUAAGGAAGUACUGGAGAUUGUAGAGCUGGGUAUCUCGGGAAGCAAGUCCAAGAACAGUGAGCAAGAAGUCAAGUACAAAGGCGACAAGGAACCAAACCCUGCAUCCAUGAGGGUAAAGGAUGCUGCAGAAGCCACUUUAACAUGUAUCAUGCAGUUGCUUGGCGCAUUUCCUUCACCCAGUGGUCCUGCCUCUCCUUGUAGUCUGGUGAAUGAGACCACUCUGAUCAAAUAUUCCAGGCUGCCAACUAUAAACAAGCAUAGUUUCCGGUACUUUGUUUUGGAUAACAGUGUCAUCCUGGCAAUGCUGGAGCAACCGCUUGGAAAUGAGCAGAAUGAUUUUUUCCCCUCUGUCACUGUGCUGGUCCGGGGAAUGUCUGGAAGACUUGCUUGGGCUCAGCAGCUUUGCCUUUUACCCAGAGGAGCAAAAGCAAAUCAGAAGCUUUUUGUGCCCGAACCUCGCCCAGUUCCUAAAAAUGAUGUUGGAUUUAAAUAUUCUGUGAAACAUCGACCAUUUCCUGAAGAGGUGGACAAGAUUCCUUUUGUAAAAGCAGACUUGAGCAUUCCAGAUUUACAUGAAAUUGUCACUGAAGAAUUAGAAGAAAGGCAUGAAAAAUUAAGAAGUGGGAUGGCACAGCAGAUUGCUUAUGAGAUACACCUGGAACAGCAGAGCGAGGGGGAAUUGCAGAAGCGAAGCUUCCCUGACCCUGUCACGGACUGUAAGCCCCCACCUCCAGCCCAGGAAUUCCAAACAGCCCGCCUUUUCCUUUCGCACUUUGGAUUUUUGUCUUUAGAGGCAUUGAAGGAACCUGCAAAUAGUCGUCUACCUCCUCACCUCAUUGCACUUGAUUCUACCAUACCUGGGUUUUUUGAUGACAUUGGGUAUCUGGAUCUCUUGCCAUGUCGUCCUUUUGACACAGUUUUUAUUUUCUACAUGAAACCAGGUCAGAAAACAAACCAAGAGAUUUUAAAGAAUGUCGAGUCUUCGAGAAAUGUUCAGCCACAUUUCCUAGAAUUUUUGCUCUCCCUUGGCUGGUCAGUAGAUGUGGGCAGACACCCUGGUUGGACGGGACACGUGUCCACCAGUUGGUCAAUUAAUAGUUGUGAUGAUGGUGAAGGGUCUGAACAAGAUGAAUUACCUUCCUCUGAAGACGCUGGGGCUAGCAUUUUCAAUGGGCAGAAGAAGGUGCUGUAUUAUGCUGAUGCCCUGACAGAAAUAGCUUUUGUGGUUCCUUCUCCUGUGGAGUCUUUAACUGAUUCAUUGGAAAGUAACAUCUCAGACCAAGAUAGUGACUCAAAUAUGGAUCUUAUGCCGGGAAUUCUGAAGCAGCCACCCCUGACACUUGAGUUGGUCCCUAAUCACACGGACAGUCUUAAUUCCUCACAGAGGCUCAGUCCAAGUUCCAGAAUGAAGAAGCUGCCUCAAGGUCGCCCUGUGCCUCCCCUGGGGCCUGAGACAAGAGUGUCUGUAGUCUGGGUGGAGCGCUACGAUGACAUAGAAAACUUUCCCCUCUCAGAUCUGAUGACAGAGAUCAGCACUGGUGUGGAGACUACUGCAAAUAGUAGCACUUCUCUGAGGUCUACAACUCUUGAAAAAGAAGUCCCAGUCAUCUUCAUCCACCCUUUAAACACUGGAUUGUUCCGGAUAAAAAUUCAAGGAGCCACUGGAAAAUUUAACAUGGUCAUCCCUCUGGUUGAUGGGAUGAUAGUCAGCCGGCGAGCACUUGGCUUUCUGGUGAGGCAGACCGUAAUAAACAUUUGUAGAAGAAAGAGGCUGGAAAGUGAUUCCUAUAGCCCACCACAUGUCCGUCGGAAACAGAAAAUCACUGACAUUGUCAACAAAUACCGGAAUAAGCAGUUGGAGCCAGAGUUUUAUACUGCCCUUUUCCAGGAAGUUGGACUCAAGAACUGCAGUUCUUAGAGCACAGUUUGUCAGUGAACUCCAGAGUUGGCUCUCACAUCGAAGCCAGACCAUCCUGUAAAAAUAAAGGCGAAUCACUCCCAAGAGCUCACUGUUGACUCACCAGAAGAAACAUGAUGUGAAGCUACUGGCUUGAAGACCGCCAGCCAUUUCGUGAAUGGGCCCUGCACUGUCACACUCCUGCUGAAAAUGACACCAAGCAUUUUAGCCAUAAACUUCCUUUUAAAAGUGACAAUUUUAGUAAAAUAUAAGCCUUUUGAGGAGAAAGGCUUUUAUGCAUCAGUUAAACACAUGCAUUGGUAGUGUCAACAAGUUUGCAAGUUAGAAGCUGAAGAUAGUUUUAUACCUCGCUUUUUAGGAAGGUGUAUUCAAAUUUAAAAUCUGUCUCAGAAUCUUCCAGAACUUUUAGGCUCAUGUUGACACCGGGGAACAGGAAAGGCUGCAGCGUUGUCCUCAUGUGUACAUCCAUUUGUCACCCCUGUUACACUAACAGAGGUUGAAACAUAAAUGGGUUUUGCUCAGACAUUAAAAUAUUUCCUAUUUUCUCUUCAUAUUUAAUCAAGUUGUCCCUCUCGUUGCCAUGGAGAUCUGUCACAGCCUCAGCUUCUUAGCAGACAGAUGGGAAGUGGAGGCACAGCUGUGUGCUCUGAUGGGUAUACUAGUCAUGUUAGUGGGGUUAAAAACUGUGAGAGCAGCGGUGCCUCCCUUCUCCAUUACGUUCAGUUUAAUGGUGUGAUGAUGGUUAGACAUGGUUCCUCGAUUACAUACCAAGAAAUGUGAACUCAAAGCAGGGGCUGAAAAUUAUUUGGUUUCAUUAUUUAUUUCAGGACCAAGUAGCAAGCUGCAGUAGUUGAUGAGAGGUUCUAAUCUGUGGUCCAGGAAGUAGUGUCUCACUGCCACUCACUCAGCUCUCUUUUAGAGGGUCCCUGGCCCACAAUCCACAGAAGUCAGUGCCACAUCCUUAGGUGGCUGCUGCUAUUGUGUUUUCUGGCCUAGCCAGCUGAAGGCAUAUUUCCCUGCCAGGGCUCUGUAAUAUUUGUCACCUCACUGCUGUUUUUCUGCCAGGGACAAAGCUUAGGAGGUGGCCAAAACCAAACUAUUGUAAAAGAACUCCUGUUACAGUCUCAGUAUAUUCCUAUUUUUAUGUUCUUUCUCCUUCAGUAAGAUUAUUUGUCUUAGAAAACAAGUGGCAUUCAUAGUCCAAGGGAAUAAGCAGAGUUGAACAGGAGUGUUCCCACUGGUCCUCUGUGUCAUUACUUUGUAGAUCAGCACUCCCGUUUGGUUUGAGAUUUUGUUCCUUUCCAAGGAUAUUAGGGUCAGUAUUGGACUUGCUCCCCUGUGCAGGUGCCUCCAUUCUAGAAGUCUGUGUGCUGCCAUCUCUGAGCAGGAUCUGUGGCUGUAGCAGCCCUUGGUCCGUAGUUUGCCACCACCACCCCUUUUCCCCUCAACUCAGGUACAGACACCCACCUUGUCUUCCUUGUUCUUAAUGUCCUUUCUACCCCCACCCCCACCCCACAA